Molecule: messenger RNA, 1340 nt
Organism: Lolium rigidum
Lineage: Eukaryota; Viridiplantae; Streptophyta; Magnoliopsida; Poales; Poaceae
Product: mitochondrial uncoupling protein 1-like
Exons: 9
Coding region: 90-1004 (304 amino acids)
Biological process (GO): mitochondrial transport; mitochondrial transmembrane transport
Cellular component (GO): mitochondrial membrane
Molecular function (GO): oxidative phosphorylation uncoupler activity
Source: RefSeq, a predicted model, not a curated record
UGUGUGACAGUGCUACCACCUGUAACGGAAGGAGAACGUUCGUCUUGCUUGGUGGUGUUGGUUGCCUUGCGUCCACCGUCAGCCCAAGCAUGGCGCCGGACCACGGCUCCAAGGUCGACAUCUCCUUCGCCGGCCGCUUCACCGCCAGCGCCAUCGCCGCCUGCUUCGCCGAGAUCACCACGAUCCCCCUCGACACGGCCAAGGUCAGGCUGCAGCUGCAGAAGAAGGCCAUCGCCGGGGAUCUCGCCGCGCCCAAGUACCGCGGCCUGCUCGGCACCGCCACCACCAUCGCCAGGGAGGAAGGCGCCGCCGCGCUCUGGAAGGGCAUCGUACCCGGCCUCCACCGCCAGUGCAUCUACGGAGGCCUCCGCAUUGGCCUCUACGAGCCCGUCAAGGCCUUCUAUGUGGGCGAAAACCAUGUCGGGGAUGUACCUCUGUACAAGAAGAUUGCUGCUGGCUUCACCACUGGUGCCCUUGCAAUCGCCGUGGCCAACCCCACCGACCUUGUCAAGGUCAGGCUGCAGUCCGAGGGGAAGCUCGCACCUGGCGUGCCACGCCGCUAUACUGGGGCAAUGAAUGCUUACUCCACCAUUGUUAGGCAGGAAGGGUUUGCCGCUCUGUGGACUGGCAUCGGUCCCAACGUUGCACGUAACGCCAUCAUAAACGCGGCUGAGUUGGCCAGUUAUGAUCAAGUGAAGCAGUCUAUUCUGAAACUUCCUGGGUUCAAAGAUGAUGUGUUCACUCAUAUCUUGUCUGGUUUGGGCGCUGGAUUCUUUGCUGUUUGUGUUGGUUCUCCAGUCGAUGUGGUUAAGUCAAGAAUGAUGGGUGACUCAGCCUACACCAGUACCAUUGAUUGUUUCGUGAAGACCUUAAAGAACGAUGGACCUCUGGCAUUUUACAAAGGUUUCCUUCCAAACUUUGCUCGACUGGGAUCAUGGAAUGUGAUUAUGUUCUUGACACUGGAGCAGGUCCAAAAGGCCUUCGUGAGGAAGCCUGUCAAUUAAAGAUGACAUGGGAUGAUUUUUGCAGUGGGUGGUAUACAAGAAGAACAAUGACGCGCACAUUUAUUUUUCCUUCAGAAGAAGUUAACCCUUGAGAAUCGGGGAACAAUGGAGAAAUUUGACACCUCAACUUAUGAGAUGCUGUAAUAAAUUUUGGUGGGUCUUGACAGGACCCUGAACUAAUUCUGAGGUAGCGAGGAGAUCUCAAUGUGGUGUUAAUUCCGUGUUGCUUGGAGGAACAUUGGCUAUACGGUAGAUCUUGUUUGUGAUGAUGAGCCAGGAAGGCGCAGUACAUUUGCUUGAUCUUUUAAUCGUCGAUGAUGCCCUCUGUUGUCUUCA